UCCAAGUUUUUGUCUGUUUUGUCUCUGAAAAAAACAGAGCUGGAACAGGAUGGUACUGAAUCGUGAUUAUAUACAAACCAUCUGGUGUUAAAGAUGUUAAUUUCACAGCCCUUGAGAAACAAGUGAACAAGGUAAGACUACUUCUGAUAAUAAAUGGGCUGUUACUUCAGUUUUUAAAAAGUCCUUGGAAUUAUCUCCUGAUCAAACAUGAAAACACAAGACCUCCUAAAUGCCUGAUUGUUCAUUUCAGAGAGCUAACAGAUUAAAAUAUAUAUUUUCACUUUAUAAAAGCAUCAGCAACUUGUUGUUCAACAGUAUUUUGAUUUUUUUCCCAGUUUUGCACUCAACCUCACUCAUAGCCAAAUCAGUAGAAAAACUGCCUUGUAUUUGGAACAGACAUGGUGCUAAUAAUGAAGCAAGCCUCACAAGUCAGUAAUGCUAAGUGGAAUAGCAUGCUUCUUCCGUCUCCUUUCAGUCCAUGACUUCCUUCUGCACUUGACAAACACGGGCUGUUCUUGAGAACAACAGAGACAUAUUGUUCUUGCUUCCUGUAAGUUUUCCAGUUUCCGAGUGCAGCGCUUGCAAAGAACGAGGCUGGUCCUGCUCAAAGCAGCCAUAAACCCUUCAGUGAACUUGAAGCCGUUCGGGAACACAGAGCGAGGCAGGUUCAGGCGGCAGAUAAUAGCAGACGGUAAAGACUAAUGAUUAGUCAGUCCUGACACUGCUCUCAAUUCACUGCAAACACUCAAAGCAUUUACUCCUGACAAGCUAGUUUGAGUAUGUGUGCCAUCAAAAACAAACAAGAAAAGCAGGAAAUUAUAAAAAUCCCUUUAGCAGGACCAGGUUCAGCGCACAGGGAGGACCUGGCUUCUUGCAAACACAGGCUCCUUCACUGAACCCCAAGCACCACUGAAGGCUCCGGGGCGAGGCAGGGCCCCCGCCGUUUCAGCGGCGGAGAGGUGCACCCUGACCCCACAGAUUUGAAGCGCGACCGUGGGCUCGUGUUACGGGGCAGGAUAUUACAAAAUAAAGCCCCGCAGGAGACGGCAGGGCCGCCCUCGGUCCUCUCCAACAGCCCGUACUCCGUCCCCUCCCGGGGUGCCCCGAGGAGCAGGGCUAGCCGAGCCGGAACUUCCAAGAGGAGCGGCGUCCUUCCAGGCUGACAAGCCCGUGAGGACACGACGUGACUCCUCUUCCUCGAGAGCUCCCACUCGGGACGCGGCCCGAACGCUGAGCACGGGGGCGGAAAAGGUUAUUUCUGCCCGGAGGCGGGGCCGGAGGAGGUGCCCGGUGCUGGGGCCGCCCCAGCCCGCGCUGCCAGUGGCUCCGCAGCUGUCGCUCGGCUGGAGCUGGGGCGCCGGAGAGUGAUCCCACAAGUGGUUUAUCCCCGCGGCCGAGGAAUUUCGUCCAAGGAGUGAAGCGGCCGGAGGAAGAGCGGAGUGUCGGGGGUGGCAGGAGAAGGAGGCCAGGCUGCCGGGGGUCGGCGCGCCGGGUAGUCCCUGCAGGUGCGGAGGAGAAGGGAGCGGCGCGUCAUGGUGCCGGUGGCAGGCACGGAGGGAGGCUGUGCUCAUCUCCCUGUCUCCGUCAGCCUUCGCUAGCGCCCGAGUGGGAAUCCCUCGCUUCAGCCCGUUCGCCUCUCCCCUCCAGCAGCUCAGUGGGACGGCUCCGGGGCGGGCGGCGCAGUAUGGCAUCCUCCUAACCCCAGCCAGCGCAACAGAGCCCGGGACUGCUCUUUCACCGCCGGGAUGAACGACAGCAGCGAGGGGAUCGUCAGCCUGCCGGUGCCCGGCCCGCCCGGCGGCGGGACGUCCUGCGAGGAGGUACUCGGCAGGAGAGCGCCCGGGGCCGACACGGGCGCCCGCAGCCUCCCGCCCGACUUGGCUGCGCCGCCGCCCGCCGCUCUCCGGGCUGAGGACGCCGCCGCCGCCGCCGCCGCCUGCCCGAGCACCGCGGCGCGGGCCAAGGGUGGCGGCCGGCGGACCGCGGUCACCUACGUGAUCAACGAGGCGAGCCAGGGCCCGCUGCUGGCGGCGCAGAGCGGCGCCCUGCAGAGCCUGCGUGAGGCGUGCGAGGCGGUGGGGGCUGCGCUGGAGACCCUGCACUUCGGCAAGCUGGACUUCGGCGAGACGGCGGUGCUGGACCGCUUCUAUAACGCAGAUAUUGCUGUGGUAGAGAUGAGCGAUGCCUUCCGUCAACCUUCCCUGUUCUACCAUCUGGGAGUCAGGGAGAGCUUCAGCAUGGCUAACAACAUUAUCCUCUACUGUGACACAAAUGCAGAGUCUCUGCAGUCACUGAAGGAAAUUAUUUUCCAGAAGAAUAAUAUGUGCACAGGGAACUACAUAUUUGUUCCUUACAUGAUAACUCCACAUAACAAGGUGUACUGCUGUGAUAGCAGUUUUGUGAAGGGACUAACAGAGCUGAUGUCGCCUGGUUUUGAGUCUCUCCUUGGGCCUAUAUGCUUACCUCUGGUGGAUCGAUUUAUUCAGCUCUUGAAGGUGGCACAGGCCAGUUCCAGCCAGUAUUUCCGGGAAUCCAUUCUGAAUGACAUCAGAAAGGCCCGGACGCUUUACAUGGGCAAAGAGCUCGCAGCAGAGCUGGCAAGGAUUCGACAGCGAGUCGAUAAUGUUGAAGUCUUGUCUGCUGACAUUGUAAUAAACUUGCUGCUGUCCUACAGAGACAUCCAGGAUUACGAUUCCAUUGUGAAAUUGGUGAAAACUUUAGAAAAACUGCCCACUUUUGACUUGGCUUCACACCACCAUGUGAGGUUGCAUUAUGCAUUUGCACUAAACAGGAGAAAUCUGCCUGGAGACAGACAGAAAGCUCUAGAAAUUAUGAUUCCCCUUGUAGAGCAGGAAGACCAAGUAGCUUCAGAUAUGUAUUGCCUGGUUGGUCGAAUUUAUAAGGACAUGUUUUUGGAAUCUGGGUUCAUAGAUAUAGAAAGCAGGGACAAAGCAACUUUCUGGUUCAAGAAGGCGUUUGAGUCAGAGCCAACGUUACCAGCAGGAAUUGAUUAUGCAGUACUCCUCCUGGCAGCUGGACAUUGCUUUGAUACUUCUUUUGAGCUGCGGAAAGUUGGAGUAAAGAUCAGCAGCCUGCUUGGUAAAAAGGGGAGCUUGGAGAAACUGCAAAGCUAUUGGGAAGUGGGAUCUUUCUUGGGGGCCAGUAUGCUGGCUAAUGAUCAUAUACGAGUGAUCCAGGCUUCAGAAAAGCUGUUUAAACUAAAGGCACCAGCAUGGUACCUGAAGUCUAUUGUAGAAACUAUUUUGAUAUAUCAGCAUUUUAAGAAACUGACUCCAGAGCAACAUACAGCCAAACAGGAACUUGUGGACUUCUGGAUGGACUUUCUUGUUGAAGCCACGAAGACAGAUGUGACUGUAGUUCGAUUUCCAGUUUUAAUAUUAGAACCAACAAAAAUCUAUCAGCCCUCAUACCUCUCCAUCAACAGUGAAGCCGAGGAGAAGACAGUAUCCAUCUGGCAUGUGCUGCCUGAUGACAAGAAAGGUAUCCAUGAGUGGAAUUUCUGUGCUACUUCUAUUAGGGGGGUAAGCAUUUCAAAGUUUGAAGAACGAUGCUGUUUUUUGUACGUGCUGCACAACUCGGAUGACUUUCAAAUCUAUUUCUGCACAGAACUUCAUUGUAGAAGAUUUUUUGACAUGGUGAACAGUAUCACUGAAGAAAUGGGGAAGACUACAGAGGAAGGGGAAUGUGAUGGAGACUCUCUAGAGUAUGAUUAUGAGUAUGAUGAGAAUGGUGAGCGAGUCAUUCUGGGAAAAGGAACGUAUGGCAUUGUGUAUGCAGGACGAGAUCUGAGCAACCAAGUCAGAAUUGCUAUUAAAGAAAUCCCAGAGAGAGACAGCAGGUACUCCCAACCUCUGCAUGAAGAAAUAGCUUUGCAUAAGCAUCUCAAACAUAAGAACAUUGUCCAGUAUUUAGGUUCUCUUAGUGAGAAUGGCUUCAUCAAAAUAUUCAUGGAACAGGUGCCAGGUGGCAGUCUUUCUGCUCUUCUACGAUCAAAAUGGGGGCCAUUAAAAAAUAAUGAGCAGACAAUUGGCUUCUACACCAAGCAGAUUCUUGAAGGAUUAAAAUACCUCCACGAUAAUCAAAUAGUGCAUCGAGACAUAAAGGGUGAUAACGUGCUUAUCAACACAUACAGUGGAGUGUUAAAGAUUUCGGACUUUGGAACUUCAAAGAGACUUGCAGGAAUCAAUCCCUGUACUGAAACCUUCACUGGUACCCUCCAGUAUAUGGCACCAGAGAUCAUAGACAAAGGGCCACGUGGCUAUGGGAAGGCUGCAGACAUCUGGUCUUUGGGAUGCACAAUCAUUGAGAUGGCCACAGGGAAACCCCCAUUUUAUGAACUGGGGGAACCACAAGCAGCCAUGUUUAAGGUGGGGAUGUUUAAAAUACACCCAGAAAUUCCUGAAUCAAUGUCUGCAGAAGCCAAGGCCUUCAUACUGCGUUGCUUUGAACCAGAUCCUGAUAAACGAGCUUUUGCUCAUGAGCUACUGAUAGACGAAUUCUUGAAGGUUUCAAGCAAGAAAAGAAAGUCUCCUUCAAAGCUCUCAGUCCUUUCAGCUAACACAAAUGAGUAUCUUCGGAGCAUAUCCUUACCUGUCCCUGUUCUGGUGGAAGAUACAAGUAGCAGCAGUGAAUAUGGUUCUGUCUCACCUGAUACAGAAUUAAAAAUUGAUCCAUUCUCUUUCAAAACAAGAGCCAAAUCCUGUGGAGAAAAAGAAGGGAAGGGAAUCCGGUCCCUUUUUCUGAGCAUCCCAGAUGAACAUUUUGAGGAUCACAGUGCACCUCCUUCACCUGAAGAGAAAGAUUCUGGGUUUUUCAUGCUGAAGAAGGACAGUGAAAGGAGAGCCACCCUCCACAGAAUAUUAACUGAGGACCAAGAGCAGGUAGUGAGGAACCUGAUGGAAGCUUUGACUCAGGGAGCUGAAGAACCCAAGCUAAAAUGGGAACAUAUCACAACACUUGUUUCCAGCCUCAGAGAGUUUGUACGGUCCACUGAUCGCAAAAUCAUCGCAACCACACUUUCAAAAUUGAAGCUGGAGUUGGACUUUGACAGCCAUGGUAUCAGUCAAGUGCAGCUUGUGCUGUUUGGUUUUCAAGAUGCUGUCAAUAAAGUUCUCCGAAAUCAUAAUAUUAAGCCACAUUGGAUGUUUGCACUGGACAGCAUAAUCAGAAAAGCUGUGCAGACUGCUAUUACAAUUCUGGUCCCAGAAUUAAGGCCACAUUUUAGCCUUGCAUCUGAAAGUGAUACGGCCGAUCAAGAUGAUAUAGAUGUUGAAGAUCAAGAUGAACAGCCUCAGAAUCAAACCAUCCAGCAGCCUUGCAUUGUCUUGGAAGAUGCAGUAGCUACCUCAGGUGUAAGCACACUCAGCUCUACGGUGUCCCAUGACUCCCAGGCUGCUCACAGAUCACUGAGUGUCCAGCUGGGCAGGCUAAAAUUAGAGACAAACAGGUUAUUGGAGGAGUUAGUUCAAAAGGAGAGAGAAUUUCAAGUCCUCUUGCAUCAAGCUAUAGAAGAAAAAGACCAAGAGAUCAGGAACCUACAGCUCAGGUCACAGCCAAUAGAUAUUCCUGGAUUGUCUGUCCGUCAUCGUCAUUCCACUGGCACAGGGACCGAAGACCCUGAUCUCAUAAACUGGCUGAGGGUUCAUGGAGCUGACGAGGCCACGAUAGACAAGUUCUUGGCUGAAGACUAUACCUUAACGGAUGUUCUCUGCUAUGUUACACGAGAUGAUCUGAAAUGUUUGAGACUGAGAGGAGGAAUGCUGUGCACACUCUGGAAGGCGAUCACUGACUUUCGAGAGAAACAUGCCUGACACUGAUAUUUUUUCUUUGCUUCUCUGCAGAGAUGAAAAGAUUUCCUUUCAGCCAGAGCAGGUGUGCUGUCAGAAGGACUGUUGCACUUUAAUCCAGUAUUUGUUUACCAAUGUUAAAAACACUGCAGCUUCCUGACUGCUUUUACUCCUAUAAUCCAUAAGGAAUCUGUAAACAACUUGCAACAUUAUUUUACUUUAAAUGUUUUUACAUGCAAGUUUUUCAAAAAUUUUUAGAAAACAUACACACAAAAGUUAUAAACUUAUAAAGUAUUGUAGUUAAAGUAAGCAGAUGUUAAUUUCAUGACAAACUGAUGUAAGAUUUCAUGUAACAGUACAUCACUGGAACAAAACCAAAAUGUGACAACAACUUUUCAAUUUCUUUGUAAUAUAUCUUGAUAUUAUCUGUAGUAGAGCUUCAUAAUUUCAAUCAUGAUUAGAUAUUUUUCUUUUAGUGUGCAAGACCUAAAGGUAAUUGUUUUUACCUACUGCCCUAUAUAGCUUAAUAUUGUUUAUUUUUGGUAAUUUAAGUUCUAUGGUGCAUUUGUUUUAGAGUUGUUUAUGUACUACUGAACUGUACCAGUUGUAUACACCUGAACCACGGUAAUGUUAGCUUGUUCUAAAGCUAUCUCUGACAUACACAAUUAAAAAUAAAAAUAACCUAAGACUUACUUUUUCCUAUAUUUUUGGACUUCUAAAAUAAUAACAAUGGUGUAGAACUGGAAAAUAUUUGAAUAAAAAAAAAGAAAAAAAUUCAAACUGAGUAUCAAGGGAACCUUUCUGAUGCAUCUUAAACUUAGUGCAAUUUGAGUAUGAUAACCAUAACACUGAAUAUUUUCUUGGUUUUUCUUUUCAGUCUAAUUCCUGUACUAACAAGCCAAGACUAAACAAAAUUCUUCUCUGGGUGCUGUUCUUGACUUGAGAAAUGGAAAGUCCUGCCUCCAUGCACUGAAUAGUCAUUGUGGCCUG
This is a messenger RNA of Vidua macroura (Pin-tailed whydah), 6797 nucleotides long. It is a transcript of the gene MAP3K5, whose product is annotated as mitogen-activated protein kinase kinase kinase 5. The coding region runs from base 1746 to 5831 and encodes 1361 amino acids. Gene Ontology annotation, molecular function: MAP kinase kinase kinase activity; ATP binding. Lineage: Eukaryota; Metazoa; Chordata; Aves; Passeriformes; Viduidae. Gene Ontology annotation, biological process: MAPK cascade; protein phosphorylation; cellular response to stress. The transcript has 31 exons. The record is from RefSeq and is a predicted model, not a curated record.